Acanthosepion pharaonis is the source of this 783-nucleotide messenger RNA. The record is from the annotation of a GenBank genome assembly. NCBI's taxonomy places the organism in Eukaryota, Metazoa, Mollusca, Cephalopoda, Sepiida, Sepiidae.
AUGACAAUUUUACACCUUGCCGCCUUAUAUAGUCUUUCAUUAAUACCAGUUGCCCAUGUAUAUACGUUAAUUUGGGCUCUGGGUGUGUAUAUCUAUGCUGGUAUUGGGAUCACAGCUGGUGCACACCGUUUAUGGGCUCACAGAGCAUACAAAGCCAAAUUACCGAUGAGAGCCCUUCUGGCUUCCAUGCAGUCAACAGCAUUCCAGAAUUCCAUUUUUGAAUGGAGCCGAGAUCACAGGGUUCAUCAUAAAUAUUCAGAAACAGAUGCCGACCCCCACAAUGCCAAACGUGGCUUCUUCUUCUCCCAUAUUGGUUGGUUGCUUGUCCGGAAACAUCCUAAUGUGAGAGCCAAAGGCAAAUUAUUAGACACAACUGAUUUGCUCAACGAUCCUGUCGUACGGUUUCAAAGAAAAUAUUAUAUCCCAUCUGUUCUUCUCUUCUGCUUCAUCAUCCCAACAAUUGUUCCUAAUUUGUGUUGGGAUGAAAGUCUGUGGAAUGCUUACUUUCUUGCUGGAAUCUUGCGCUAUUGUUGUGGCCUGAAUGCAACUUGGCUGGUUAACAGUGCUGCCCACAUGUGGGGUAACCGACCUUAUGACAAACGGAUCAACCCAGCUGAGAACAUUGGGGUCAGCAUUGGCAGUAUGGGUGAAGGUUUCCAUAAUUAUCACCACACUUUCCCCCAGGAUUACAAGACUAGUGAGUUGGGCUGGCGGAUCAACUUCACAACCAUGUUCAUUGACUUUUUUGCAAUGUUGGGACAGGUUUAUGACAGAAAACAAUAG